CUGCAGCCCGCCGGUGAACCGUAGAAGAAGCAGCAGCGGAGGAGGCGGAGGAAGCGGACUCGGACUCCAUCCUGGACCAGGACCUGGACCUGGACGCGGAGCCUCCAGCUGGACUCUUCAUCUACCGAGAACCGGAUUAAAAGCAGCGUGCUGUGGCUGUUUGCGUCCCCGGUCCUCCUGCAGCCGCGGACGGGGCCGCUCGGUGAUGAAGAACCGGAGAGUGUGAACCCGGAAGAAAGAGAAGCGGUCAUGGACGCAGAGAGUGGCGAGCUGUUUCUGGGCGGCGGCGUGGCGGCAGACAGCUGGCAGCUCGACGCUCCGUUCUCCGACCUCGUCUUCAGCGGCUCAGAGAAACCCCUGCAGGACUGGGCGGUAGACCCCGACUGUACGCUGAAUGACAGCGAGCCGGAGGACGUCCUCCACGGUGUCGACCCCAACGAGGUGUUUCCCAGCGGGCCGCCUGCAGAGCCUUCGUCUGAGAGCGACAGCGGCAUCUCUGAGGAUCCUGUACUCGAGAGUCCCGUCGCCAUGGUGACGACUGCGACCCCCCAGCCAGCCCCAGCGACCGUCUACCAGGUGGUUUAUGACAUCAGCAGCCUGGGCGGCGUGAAGACUGAACCUGGACAGGAGAACGUCAUCUCCAUAGAGCUCGAUCAAUGGAGCUCUCAGAUGUUGUUUUCAGACUCGUGCAUUGUGAACGAGCUGCCCGUGCUCCCUGCAGCUCGCCUCGACGGCAGUUUGACCCUCAUCGACCCUCCGAGCCCUGACGGUGAUCUGCUGUACUCAGAUCUCCAGCUGACCGAGGAGGAACAGAAGCUGCUGAGCCAGGAAGGAGUUUCUCUGCCCAACAACCUCCCCCUCACCAAGGCUGAGGAAAGAAUCCUGAAGAGAGUUCGGAGAAAGAUCCGCAACAAGCAGUCGGCUCAGGACAGCCGGCGGAGGAGGAAGGAGUACAUCGACGGGCUGGAGAGCAGGGCUGCAGCUUGCUCAGCACAGAACAAGGAGCUGCAGAGGACAGUGGAGCAGCUGGAGAAACGCAACAUGUCUCUGCUGGCUCAGCUGCGACAGCUUCAGUCUCUGAUUAAACAGACGGUCAGUAAAGGAGCCCAGACCAGCACCUGCUUACUGAUCAUCCUGGUCUCUCUGGGUCUGAUCAUCAUGCCGAGUUUCAGUCCGUUCAGCCGCAACUCGUCUGCAGACGACGACUACAGACCCACAGGAGUUAUCUCUAGAAACAUCCUGACGGACCCCUCCUCCUCCACCCAGACCGCAGCAGACGAUGCGGACAGUCCAGCUGUCCAGUCCGACUCUGCGUCCCCGCCCUCUGAGCUCAGCCAAUCGGGACCUCCGGAUGGCGCCGCCGUCCUCCGGGAACCGAUAGAAAACCCUGAAAAUACGGGCUUUGACGGGGCGGCGCAAGAGGGGAGCCAAUCGGGGAACAGCUCAGCUCUUGUCGCCGGGCAGACUGAACCUCUGGCGCUGCGUCUGAGCUCGGCGGCGGGGAAAGGAAGCCAUGAUCCCGCCAAACCUGCACACGCUGACGAGAUGUAGGCGAACUGCUCGUCGGGACACAUUCGCCUUUUUCUUCUCGUCUGGAACCUCUUCAAGGAUCCGUGGAUUCACAUUUCAGAAACCUUUUUGUUUCUGGACGAUUGUGAACCUUCGGGAUCCUGUUCAGCUCACAACUCACCUGAGAUGGAUCCAUAUUUUGGGAUGUUGUAGAAUUUGUUCUAAUGUAAUGAUAUUCCCACCGCACUCUGGCACCUCAAUGAUACAGUAGACAACUCAUUUUUGUUUCAUUUUUUUGCUCAUUAAAUCCAAAAUACUGCGUGUGUUUGAUUUGAGCUGUUCCUGUUAGUUGCCAGAAACACUAACGAGUUGGUUUUACAGUUACGGUUGGUUUUAUUUCCAUUGUGAUCAGUUAAUUUUUUCACUUUUAAAGGGAUUUUUCAGACAGAUUAUGAUGUUUUUUAAGGCCCAGUUCACUCUGCCAUUACCCAACACCGCUUCAUUACCUGCUGACCGUACGUCUGCCUCUCCGCCUUUGUGGCCUUUUUCACCCCUUAUAAUAUGGUUACAGGGUUCGGACAAAGUCUUCAUGAAAGUUUGGAAGAUGUUUAAUUUUAACUGUUGUGUUUUAAUGGUUGGGAAUAUGCUUGUAUUUUAAUAUUCUCCUUAAAAAAUGAUUGAUUUUCAACAUAAUCUGGUGUUUCAUUGACGCGAUCGCUCAUUUAAACAGAACAUCUUUUAAUAUUUGAAACGUUGACGUAUUUGUUUGUUGUUUCCCGACGUGUUCGCUCGUCAUUCAUAGCCACAUAAGUCCUCUGUUUAUCCCUUACUCUGGAAACCAGCUAUAAUCCAUCAUAAUAUGAACAAAUGUUCAAAUAAACUUAUUGACAGUGGACAUAAAGGAAUUCUGUCAUUGACCUUUCUUUAGUCCAAUAACAGUUGAGUCACAGCUUAAGUUAUAUCUAGUGUAUAUAUAAUAAUAUCUAGUUUCUGACCCAACAGUGACGACAAAGUCAUGUUUUAGGUAUUUUCGGGUAUUAUUAAUGGUACUGCUAAUUAACUGCUACUAACUGUAUCCGCCGUUAGCAGGCGACAGAACCGGGCUCAGCACAGACACAUGGGAACGUAAAGAUUUCACUUUUAUCUUUUAACCAUCUUCAAAAUGUGGUCGUCUUUUAAACACAGAUUAGCCUAGCACGUAGCAUAUCUAAGCACAGGAAGGGAGGAAGUUGACCGAGGCGUGCUCAACUGUUAUUGGACACAAUACACACAAUGCACUUUAGUUGUAACGAUAAAGGCUAAGAUAAAUUAUUGGUUUAGGUACUUUGAAAAGAGCUGAUCUUUUUAAAUUAAACUCAAUUUAGGCAAAAUCUAAUAGAGUGUAAUGUAGUUUUUGUUAAUUUAACUUUAACAGAGGAGUUUGACUGAGCUUGUUUUCCUACAUUACAUUAAUAAACAGUUCAACAGUUGGCUGUAAUGUGCCUCAAGGCCACUGACAGUGUCGCUCUGUUAAAAAAUAAAAGGUACUGUGUGUAUUUUUAUUUAGAAAAUCAGUUUUCUUUGUUGGAGGGAUUUUGUUGACUCUAAUUCUGAAUGUUUUUAUUUUAUUUUAAACCAAAAUGAAAUGUCAUUAUGAAUGAAUUAUUGAUGGUGGUUUCCUUCACUCAGUGGUUUGAGUUUAUUUAUUGAGUUCCAGUGGAAUUACAGGAUGGAAAUGGGAGCUUUGUCUUCAGCUUGUAGCGCUGUGUUAAGUUCUCAUUUAUCUCAUUAUCUCAUUUAUAACAGUGCAGUGGAAGGACACCUCCCUUUGUUUGUGUGAGACAGCGUCAUUCAUCCACUCACAGGCUUCAUUUUUCAUUAUAACGUUAUUAAAAGGGAACAAUCAGUGGA
Messenger RNA from Dicentrarchus labrax (European seabass), 3399 nucleotides. RefSeq names its product cAMP responsive element binding protein 3-like 4 (gene creb3l4). Gene Ontology annotation, cellular component: nucleus. The transcript has 11 exons. The record is from RefSeq and is a predicted model, not a curated record. Gene Ontology annotation, biological process: regulation of transcription by RNA polymerase II. Gene Ontology annotation, molecular function: RNA polymerase II cis-regulatory region sequence-specific DNA binding; DNA-binding transcription factor activity, RNA polymerase II-specific. The coding region runs from base 250 to 1551 and encodes 433 amino acids. Lineage: Eukaryota; Metazoa; Chordata; Actinopteri; Moronidae.